AUGGCAUCACUCUUCCGUAAACUGUUCUGCUUUGGCAGAUCCUUUAGCGCACAGUUGAACAUCAGUGAUAACAUACUGAUUUUAAGGGACAGAGAUACGAGACUAUGUUUUGCAGUGCAGUGUUUCAGGGAGCCUUACGGUGUUUAUGUAACUGUGAACUGCAUUGCACCAGCUGCUCCACAAGUAGGAAAGUUCUCAUAUCAUCUCUCUUACACUGUGGAUGGACACACUACUUACGAAUCACCGGAAGUGAUGAGGGUUCUUGAAGUGAGUUUCCAAACCCCUCAAGACAAUUUCAUGUUGAUCCCUCACAAUUAA
Microthlaspi erraticum is the source of this 318-nucleotide messenger RNA. Lineage: Eukaryota; Viridiplantae; Streptophyta; Magnoliopsida; Brassicales; Brassicaceae. The record is from the annotation of a GenBank genome assembly.